GUUGUUGUUAAUAAUGGAAGAAUUGUUACAUCUGGGUCAAUUUCAGAAUUACGUAAUUCAGGAACAUUGGCCUCGAUCCUUGAUGAGAAUGAUGAUCAAUCAGAAUUCGAGAAUUCCGUUGAACUAGCCGCGGAAAAUGCUGUUAAAGUAAGUAAUAAUUCCGAACAGUCAUCCACACCUGGUCACAACGCCGAUUCAUCAACUGAGGAUGAUUCACAACCAAUAAAAAAAGUCUCUAAACCAAAAGUUCUUGUCGAAGAAGAAGAGAGACAAACUGGCAUGGUUAAGUUUAAGAUUUACAAGUCUUAUUUCCGCGCAAAUGGAAAUAUACUUUAUUGGUUAUUCUUUAUCGGAGUAUUUAUUGCAACUAGAGUAAUGCAAAUAAUGGAAAAUUGGUGGCUUCAAGUUUGGUCAAAUGCUAAAAACGAGACAACACCGUCACUUUUCAAUUUUGUUCGACAAGAUAAUUUAGUUAUGAUAGAUGGAAUAUUCGACGAUAUUUAUAAGUCACAUAGCAUUGAUUAUUAUUUAAAUAUUUACGUGUUAAUUACAUUAUUAUCAAUUGUCAUUGGCUUCUUGCGUUUUGUUUGGCUUUAUUACGGAUCUUUAAAGGCAUCUGAAAAACUUUAUCGAAAAUUACUUCAUCAA
This is a messenger RNA of Racocetra persica, 648 nucleotides long. The record is from the annotation of a GenBank genome assembly. NCBI's taxonomy places the organism in Eukaryota, Fungi, Glomeromycota, Glomeromycetes, Diversisporales, Gigasporaceae.